Molecule: messenger RNA, 2202 nt
Organism: Aquila chrysaetos chrysaetos
Lineage: Eukaryota; Metazoa; Chordata; Aves; Accipitriformes; Accipitridae
Gene: TPM4
Product: tropomyosin 4
Exons: 11
Coding region: 919-1773 (284 amino acids)
Biological process (GO): actin filament organization; muscle contraction
Cellular component (GO): actin filament
Molecular function (GO): actin filament binding
Source: RefSeq, a predicted model, not a curated record
AGGUCCAUCACUGUGUCUCUGGGCUUGACCGUCAGGGGCAUCAUCAGGUCCUCAUCAGCCAGGUGCACCUUAAUGUGGUACCUCUUCCAGCGAGAAAGGCUCCUUCGCAGCGUGUCCAUCCUUUCCAGCUCACCAAGGCCAGUGUGGCAGAGAGGAGCAUCCAGCUGGGAGAUCCCUGCCUAAUUGAAGGGCUGGUUGUAUCCUCCUUUAACACGUGAGCGGGAACAGCAUGAUGGGGCUGCAGGCACGCUACACAAACAGGUGGCAACAGAGGCCUCAGAAUACCAAGAGGAACAUGCAAUACUUUAGUAAAUACAACGAUACCUCCGAAAGGAAGGAAGCGAUGCCAGCCACGGGAGCUGGCUGUAAUUGAAUGAUCCUGCAAGGCAGACUCUGGCAGUCACAAGAUGAUACUUCAGAGCAAACAUCAUCAAGAUAAGGAAGUCUUUUUUUUUUUUUUUCCUCAAAAAGAUCAAGUCACCCUCUUAUCUUGUAGGUAAUUUCCUGCAGCCCAUAUUACAGGAAUUAAUUCCCUUGUCCAUUCUUCUCAACACAGACCAGCAUUUUCAGACCAAAGUACUGCAAGAUAGUUGACUUCAGAGUCUGCUCUUCACUAAAAAGGGGCUGCUCUUCCCCGUUAGAUAACAAAAUAAACUGUCAGAUUUUCAGAUAUGGCAGCAGUCAGCUCCCAUUGAGAACAAGAGAUGUCCACUCUCCCACUGAGAAACAAGGAGGUUUCCACCCUGUCUUCAUGACUCCCUUCUUUUUCCCUCCCCAGCACAUUAUGUCUCUGCCAAGAACAGCAGCAAAUAUCUUCAGUUACACCACAGGCAAUGGAGAUUUCCCUGUGCACUUGAGAAGAACUGAAGUUUCUGCUAGCAAGAUUUUCUUUCCAGACUCAGUCACUGUAAAGCAAAAAUGGAAGCUAUCAAGAAAAAGAUGCAGAUGUUGAAGUUGGACAAGGAGAAUGCCAUUGACAGAGCAGAGCAGGCUGAAACGGAUAAGAAGGCAGCUGAGGACAAAUGCAAACAGGUAGAGGAUGAGCUGGUAGCUCUGCAGAAAAAGUUGAAAGGAACCGAAGAUGAGCUGGAUAAGUACUCGGAGGCUCUCAAAGAUGCCCAGGAAAAACUAGAGCAGGCUGAAAAGAAGGCCACUGAUGCUGAAGGUGAGGUGGCAGCUCUGAACAGACGUAUCCAGCUAGUGGAAGAGGAGUUGGAUCGUGCCCAAGAACGGCUGGCCACAGCCUUGCAGAAACUGGAGGAGGCUGAGAAAGCAGCGGAUGAGAGUGAGAGAGGAAUGAAGGUUAUUGAGAACAGAGCAAUGAAAGAUGAAGAGAAAAUGGAAAUUCAGGAAAUGCAACUGAAGGAGGCUAAGCAUAUUGCUGAAGAAGCUGACCGCAAAUAUGAAGAGGUUGCCCGUAAACUGGUUAUUUUGGAGGGUGAACUGGAAAGAGCUGAAGAGCGUGCAGAGGUGUCUGAAGUUAAAUGUAGUGACCUUGAAGAGGAGUUAAAGAACGUCACUAACAACCUGAAGUCCUUGGAAGCUCAGUCUGAAAAGUACUCGGAAAAAGAAGAUAAAUAUGAAGAAGAAAUCAAGAUUCUCUCUGACAAGCUGAAAGAAGCUGAAACUCGUGCUGAAUUUGCGGAGAGAACAGUUGCCAAACUGGAAAAGUCUAUUGAUGACCUGGAAGAAAAACUUGCUCAAGCGAAAGAAGAGAACUUGGGGUUGCAUCAGACACUGGACCAGACGCUAAACGAACUGAACUGUAUAUGAGAUGGCGAAGAACCCCAGCGGCCAACAGGAACUGAAGACUCCGUCUGCAUUUACCGUAUCGUCCCUCUCUCUCUCUCGCUCUGUCUCCUGGAAAAAACCGAUUAAGUUAUGACCAGUACAGACGCGCGUAAGGCUCUGGCGUGACUCGAAGGCCGUCGCGCACCUCUUGACGCCAGCAGCGCCGGCCCCGGGCCCCUCCAGGGCACCCUCCUCCCGCCGCGCGCGGGAGAGCGCGAGCCGCGCCCAGGGCGGCGGGAGCCGCCCUCGUUUUUCAUUUCCGCGGGUUAUCGAUAGCGCGGCUGUAGCUUUUCCUCACGGUUGAUUAGUCAUUUUUAUAUAAACCCCGGUAGCAGCUGUACCCCAGCAGUAGUGUCGCCCUCCGCCGGCAGCCUGUUAGCGACGUUUCAUAUUAAACAAUUUCUCACGGUA